UUACAGCGAGAUGGAAUCGAAGGACGAACAGAAUCCUUCACCCGAAGAAGUUAAACCAAAAAUAGAUACAUCAGACACAGACUCUCAACCACCUCAGGUUUCUGUUACUUCUGGUGGAGGUGUGAUACGAAGAAACUUUAUAACUACAGCUGGUACUAUAGUAGAAACAAACGAAGAACAGCCACCAGAACCCACUACCGAAGAGAUUGUUAAUACAGAAAAUUCAACUCCACAGGAACAAAGUCCUGUGGAACAUAAAAUUGAGCCUACAGAGACAACAACGUAUCAAGAACUGCAUCAAACGCAUCAAAGGGAACAAUUUACAGAACCAAAACAGUAUACAGUAGAAAUGCCAGCAGAAAGCUUUUCGGGACAAAACUUUUCACAGGAUAUCGGUUACACAAGCAAUAUAGCUACUGUUAAUAUUGAAGGUAAUGAGGUACCUAUAACAAUAUCUUCCGAAAUAGAUCAACCAGGUGAUUAUACAAGUUUGCAAACAGCCCAAUACAACAACGGUUAUACAGACGGUCCACAGUAUCUUGCCCAACAUCAGUAUCAAAAUUUAUACGUUGACAGGGGCAGUGUUGGUAAUUCACCUCCAGCAACUUUAUUGUUUAAAGAUGAUCCCAAUUUAGCAGCAGCUAGAUAUCCGACAAACUACGAUGUAUCUAGCAGUCAAUCGCAGCUUAAUCUUCUUCCAAAUGAUACCUACUUCACUACAACAGCCAAUUGGGCUUCAACGAGCACUGGAUCCUAUCAACAACAAUACAGCAAUACCAUUAACAUCCUUCACCAAGCGGAUAGUACGCAGUCAUAUGGGGGUCCUUACGUAAAUACAGCAUGGUCAUCUAGUUCGAUAGAGGAUGGACGUCCACCAAGCCAAGAGGUACUAGUCAAAGAGUGCGUGAAUUGUGGUGCUAGUGUUACACCCCUUUGGCGUAGAGACGGUACCGGGCAUUAUCUAUGUAACGCGUGCGGGUUAUACCACAAAAUUAAUGGGGUUCACAGACCUCCGAUUAGGCCUUCGAAAAAACCACAGGCGACAGGAAACAGAAGAAAUGGUGUAUCAUGUGCAAAUUGCAAAACAAAUAACACAACUCUUUGGCGAAGAAAUAAUCAAGGGGAACCUGUUUGCAACGCUUGCGGACUUUACUUUAAAUUACACGGGGUUAACCGACCGAUGAGUAUGAAAAAGGAUGGCAUCCAAACACGUAAGAGAAGACCAAAAAACUCUGGUGGAAAUCCAGGUCCAUCUGGCCAAGUCCGGAUCGGCAACAUCUACCAAUAUCAACAUGCUUCAGAACUUGAAAUACAACAGGACACCUACCAGUUGCCAAUAAACGUAUAUCCUUCACCCACUCAAGGACCUUACAGACAGUACGCAGCUGAGAAUCUACGAGGCUUAAAUGCUCAGCCAUUGCAACCAAUUAUUACCACAGAUGACGAACAGACAAGCGUCAUAACUUCUACCUCACAACAAGCAAGGUUUCGAGUAGAUACAGAAGAGGACGAUGGUAGUAACAACCCACCUGCCAAUGCUUAG
This is a messenger RNA of Diabrotica balteata, 1543 nucleotides long. NCBI's taxonomy places the organism in Eukaryota, Metazoa, Arthropoda, Insecta, Coleoptera, Chrysomelidae. The record is from the annotation of a GenBank genome assembly.